CGUGAUUCUUUUACAGGCGCUUGUUCGCUCUGCUUCAUCUUCAUCCGUCCAUGGCUUCUCUUCCUUUCAGACUGCUUCCUCGUUCUUUCUCUUUCUCCAAAUCUGAAACCCUAGGAACAUCUCUGCGUGCUUCUUCUACUGGUUCUCUUUCAAUCUCUACAACUUCGUGUCCUUCUUCAAUUCCUGCUGAGGUGAUAAGAAAACGGAGAAAGGAAAGCGGUUCAAGCACUCGUUCGUAACUGUAUGUGUCUCAUCUACUCUCUUCGUUUUCUUCGAUUCUUUUUCUGACUGUGAGUUUCUCUUUUGUCUUCGAUGUGUUCUCUUUCGUUUUUUGUUUUGAUUUCUUUUCGGAGGGGAAUGAUCAGGCAAGGCCUCGGGACAAGACGAAAGGGACGCCGAGACGAAAUCAAGAUCGAGAUUGAUGAGUCUCUUUUCUCUAGAUAAUCUUGGAGCAUUCUAAUUCUGUUUAUUUGAAUGUGUUUUUAGAUUCAGAAGUCUACUCGAAGGAUGGUCUCUCUCUCUCUCUCUCUCGCCUCCUCUUGCUUUUAACCAUUUCCGAGGAAGACUCUGAGUUUUGCUGCUUCAUAGAUAAUCUUUGCGUCAUUAUCAGGCGUUUGUUUCGAAGGGAAUAUAAGUAAUCUUCCUCCUCCAUCUUAUCGAAAGCUUGAGUUGAGCUAUUUGAGAUGGUUUUACAAGUUUCUUUCCAAUUGUCUUAGUUUGGUUUUACAAGCAAGCCUCAAUUGCUUGUUCAUCUGCUAAGAUCUGAGCGGAGUUUGGGACGAUUUAUCCAUUACUCUCUCUGUAAUAGACUAACGGAGAUUACCUAGUUUAUUGCACAUCAUACCUUUUAAAAAUAUAAACAAAGAGUAGUUACAACCUCGGAUAGACUGUUUCCUGUGACAAACAAACGGUGAAGUAAUCUUUGCCGGCUUUUGCAAAUGAUAUAUUUCUUAAUUCGAUUUCAGCCGUCUAUGUUGCUUUUUAUAUGUGUUUUGGAGGUUUCUAAUGUCUCUCUAUAGAUCGAAAAUGUCUUUCCUGAUUCAUCAGUAUCAGCCAAAGCCUUUUAGAUAGCUAUGUCAGUAUCAGAGAUAACUGAGGAUGAAGAAGAGGUAUCUAAGUUUAUUGAUCCUGAAGUCCAAAAGGAAAGAAUCCGACAAAUACUCAAGUACCAGAAAUCUGUGUAUUCUUCAUCUUCAUCUUCAUCUUCAUCUUCAUCUUCAUCUUCAUCUUCUUCUAUCUCAACCUCGGCAUCAUCUUCCAGAAGCUGUAGUUUACUAGACUUGAUGAAAGCAGGAAACACUUCUCUCAGGAGAUUAUUUGACAUGCAGCAUACUAGUUUGGCCACCUAUUUUGAUAAGUACAGUGGAUCACCCACGAUAAAGCCUAUACCAUUAUGGGGCAGUGAUUCUGAUGUAGAAACCUGUGAUGCUUGGGCAUCCAUCAAGAUCGGACUCUCACAUGAUUCUAGAUCUCGCGGAACUAAUUGCACAUCAAAUGGUAUUUUCAUGGACAGAAACACAGGGCCUCGGAAUAGCACGGUAAGGGUUAACAAACACAAGUUAACUAGGAAAAAGUCAUUUCGGAAGCUACCUGGAUUUGGUCUGCUAUGGAGAAGCGGAAGAUUUAGAGUCCGGAUCAGGUGGAGACGACUUCGAAUUAUGAUAUGUGGCCCCAGCUCCGGCUAGUGAAUUCGACGGUGAUGACUGAUCAUUUCUGCCGAUCAAGGUAUUUCAAUGGAAAGCUAGAAUUGGGUCCAUUUGACCCUAUUUUGAUAUUACAGCUGCGUUUUGACCAUAGCUGAUCAAACCGAUCCUAAUGUAUCUUGAUUUAGUGGUUCUGAAAUAUUUUCUAGCGGUGUCAUACUACCUGGUGUCUGGCUUUAAUACCAUUUGUAACAGUCCAAUCCUCGU
This is a messenger RNA of Cucurbita pepo subsp. pepo (vegetable marrow), 1910 nucleotides long. RefSeq lists its product as uncharacterized. NCBI's taxonomy places the organism in Eukaryota, Viridiplantae, Streptophyta, Magnoliopsida, Cucurbitales, Cucurbitaceae. The record is from RefSeq and is a predicted model, not a curated record.